AUGAAAAAAGGCAUUGCUUUCCCUACUGCAAUUAGCUUGAAUAAUAUAAUAUGUCAUUACGCUCCUAUUGAGAGUGAGGAAAACGACCCUACUGAGGUUAAGAAUGGAGACCUGGUUAAAAUUAAUGUUGGUGCGCAUAUCGAUGGCUAUGCUGCAAUAGCUGGGCACACUUUGGUCGUUGGGGCCUCUCAGGACAAUAAAGUUACUGGUCGAAAAGCAGAUGUCAUAAUUGCUGCUCAUACUGCUGCAGAAGCAGUAUUGCGGUCGCUGAGGCCAAGCAUUGAGAAUUCAAGAGCCUCAGAAAUUGUCGGGAAGGCUACUGUGGAUUUCAACUGUCAUCCUGUGGAAGGGACUCAAUGUCAUCAAAUGAAAAGAAUGAUUUAUGAUGCAGAAAAAAGCAUAAUAUUCAGCCCUACAGAUGAGCAAAAAAAGACAGUUGAAAAAUGCACUUUCGACACAAAUGAUGUGUGGAAUAUAGACAUAAUGGUAUCCACAGAAAUAUAUAGUGAAAUUGCAAACAAGUUCUUGGCGUACCCUUUCAAUAUUCGUGCCCUGGAUGAUAUCCGGAAAGCUCGACUUGGUAUAACUGAGUGUGUGAAGCAUGAUGUUAUCCAGCCGCUCUCCGUGUACUGUGAAAAAGACGAUGAACUUGUUGCUCAAUUCCGAUAUACUGUCCUGCUCAUGCCUAAUGGUCCUAUGAAGGUUACUGGACUACCCUUUGACCCCUCCUUGUACAAAUCUGAGUUAAAAGUUAAGGAUCAAGACAUCAGGGAGUUACUCGCCCAACCUGUUAAAAUUCAGAGCAAGAAAAGAAGUCAAAACCAGAAUCUGGGACGUAAACACGGUAUAAUGAAUCCUGUUUGUAAUACUGACUUAUCUUUCGCAAUAAAAGCGGUUGUCAAAAGUAACAGCUUUUCAGGUAGCAUCAAGCAUAUGGCUUUCAAAUAA
Heterobilharzia americana is the source of this 948-nucleotide messenger RNA. The record is from the annotation of a GenBank genome assembly. Lineage: Eukaryota; Metazoa; Platyhelminthes; Trematoda; Strigeidida; Schistosomatidae.